CACAAAGUUGAUGCUAACGGCGGGUUUGUGUGUUGGUUUGAGAGUAAGUCCGCUUCACAGCGGCGCGUUUCCUCCCACAGACUUCACUAGCAUGACUCGGGUUUGUGUAUGAGAAACCCAGAAAAUCACCAUGAAUCUCGACAGACUUCGGAAGCGUGUGCGACACUACAUAGAUCAGCAACAGUAUCAAAGUGCUCUAUUCUGGGCUGAUAAGGUAGCAUCUUUAUCUCAUGAGGAUCCUCAAGACAUUUAUUGGUUAGCACAGUGCCUUUAUCUUACGUCGCAGUACCACAGAGCCUCUCAUGCUCUAAGGUCCCGCAAACUUGACAAGCUAUAUGGAGCCUGUCAAUAUCUUGCUGCAAGGUGCCAUUAUGCUGCCAAAGAGUACCAGCAGGCCCUUGAUAUUCUGGACACGGAAGAACCAGCGAGUAAAAAGUUAUUGGACAAAGGUCCAAAAGAGGACAAUGGCACAAGAGAAACAACCAAAGAAUGGGAAAUGUCCCCAGCUUCAAUCAGCAGUUCUAUCUGCCUCCUGCGGGGAAAAAUCUAUGAUGCCAUGGACAACAGACCUCUAGCCACGUCCAGCUACAAAGAGGCCUUGAAAUUGGACGUCUACUGCUUUGAAGCCUUUGACCUUUUAACAUCCCAUCACAUGCUGACUGCCCAAGAGGAAAGAGAUUUCUUAGAUUCCCUUCCCUUAGGCCAGCAAUGUACUGAAGAGGAAGAGGAAUUACUACACUUUCUUUAUGAAAACAAGUUGAAGAAGUAUAACAAACCGAGUGAGAUGGUCGUACCUGAUAUGGUCAAUGGUCUUCAGGACAAUUUGGAUGUAGUCGUCUCUCUUGCAGAACGACAUUAUUACAACUGUGAUUUUAAGAUGUGCUACGCUCUUACAUCAAUGGUAAUGGUGAAAGACCCAUUCCAUGCUAAUUGUUUACCAGUGCACAUAGGAACCCUGGUGGAGCUGAGCAAAGCAAAUGAAUUGUUCUACCUAUCUCAUAAGUUGGUGGAUCUAUACCCAAAUAACCCAGUGUCAUGGUUUGCUGUUGGAUGUUACUACCUAAUGGUAGGGCAUAAAAAUGAGCAUGCACGGCGGUAUCUUAGUAAAGCCACCACACUGGAGCGCACAUAUGGACCAGCAUGGAUUGCAUACGGCCAUUCGUUUGCUGUGGAGAGUGAGCACGAUCAAGCCAUGGCAGCCUACUUCACUGCUGCCCAGCUAAUGAAAGGGUGUCAUUUACCCAUGCUGUAUAUUGGUUUGGAGUAUGGACUCACCAACAACCCAAAGCUGGCAGAGCGGUUUUUCAGCCAAGCUCUGAGCAUUGCUCCAGAAGACCCCUUCGUCAUCCACGAGGUAGCUGUGGUGGCCUUCCAGAAUGGCGACUGGAAGACGGCAGAGAAGUUGUUUCUAGAUGCAAUGGAGAAGAUCAAAGCCAUUGGCAAUGAGGUAACAGUGGACAAAUGGGAGCCACUCUUGAACAAUCUGGGUCAUGUGUGUCGAAAACUGAAAAAGUAUGAGCAGGCACUGGAGUACCAUCGGCAGGCCCUGGUCCUCGUUCCUCAGCAUGCCUCCACCUACUCAGCUAUCGGCUAUGUGCACAGCCUCAUGGGAGACUUUGAAAGUGCCAUCGACUACUUUCACACUGCACUUGGUCUAAAAAGGGAUGACACAUUUUCUGUUACUAUGCUCGGCAACUGCAUUGAGAUGUAUAUUGGUGACUCUGAUGCUUAUAUAGGGACAGACAUCAAGGAUAAAGUGAAGAUGAUCCCCAGCACGACAGCUCUAAAGAAGAUACUCGGCACGUCAGCUGACGCCAGCGACAGCCAGACCCAGCCUCUGGAGGAGAGCAGCGUUAUGGCCCUGGAGACGCCGCCUGCCGACGCCUUCCAGCGCUUCCUCUUAGAAUGUGACAUGCAUGAGAAUGACAUGAUGCUAGAGACCUCCAUGUCGGACACCAGCACGUGAUGGUGGCAACUGUGCGUGCUAGAGAGAAAUAGAUACUGACAUUUAUAAAGGACUGAGUAAAAAAAUGCGAGUGCUCCGAGGAAGACCUCACAUGCUGCACUCCUCCCUCAAAAUCUACAACGAUGUUCGUGUUGCAGCCCUGGUGAAUUUUUAUUAUGAAUAAAUGUAUUGAGAUAAAUGCAAAGGCGUUUUAAAAUGAAAAAAAGGAAUCCAGGCAAUAAACCCUGUAUCAGUA
This is a messenger RNA of Colossoma macropomum (tambaqui), 2201 nucleotides long. RefSeq names its product cell division cycle 16 homolog (S. cerevisiae) (gene cdc16). The record is from RefSeq and is a predicted model, not a curated record. Gene Ontology annotation, molecular function: protein binding. Gene Ontology annotation, biological process: cell division. The transcript is spliced from 18 exons. The coding region runs from base 131 to 1966 and encodes 611 amino acids. NCBI's taxonomy places the organism in Eukaryota, Metazoa, Chordata, Actinopteri, Characiformes, Serrasalmidae.